GCUUCUUCCUGUAGAUUUCUGCACAUUUCAAAGGAAGUUGCCGUGUCACACAGACAGCUGUGUUACCUUUUAUAUUGUUGAAUGGAAGGUCAACCGUGCCUUCGUGUUUCACUGCAUCAUGUGCAACAUUUCAGGAAGAGUCUGCAGGCUCAAGGUGUCCUGGAUCAAAGUGCAUGUUUAUUAAAGGAGCCGACUGGAACCGUCCUCCUGCCGAUAGUACACGCUUCUGUGUCGCAGCUUGACUUGCAGUGUCUCAGAACCACUGUCGGAUCUGGCUCUAUCUGUGAGCUCGUGUGGACCCAGUCACCCUUGCCAUCAAAAAACAAGACUAGAGGGAGAGACGGGAAUAAACUUGAGAGAAUCCUGCAGGAGCUUUUGGAGUCUUGUGGAGAGAGAUGGACAGACGAUAUCAGAGGAGACAUUCCCAAAAACCUCCAGAGGCACGGCGAUUUAGUGCUGCUGGGAGACAACUGUUUGACUCUGCCAGUGUGGAAGAAGCUUGAUCAAAAUCUUUGGAGUGCAGUGACCCAAGGUCUGGGGGCAAAACGCCUAGCAAGAAUGAGUCGCAUAUCCAGUGAUGGAUUUAGGUCACCAGUAGUGACAAUGCUGGUCGGGGAUCACAGCUGGGUCAAACAUGUGGACAAUGGCAUAAGUUAUGAGUUUGAUGUCACCAAGUGCAUGUUCUCAGCUGGCAACAUCACAGAGAAGCUCAGAGUGGCUUCAUUUGACUGCAGAGGGGAGACAGUUGUUGACUUGUACGCAGGUAUUGGGUACUUCACCCUUCCAUAUCUUGUACAUGCCGGAGCUUCACACGUUCAUGCCUGCGAGUGGAACCCUGAUGCAGUCGACGCUUUACGAAAAAACCUCCUGACCAACGGAGUGCAAGACCGCUGCACGAUUCACCGAGGAGAUAAUAGACAAGUGCAGCUGUGUGAUGUUGCAGACCGGAUCAACCUGGGCCUCAUCCCUAGCUCUGAGGAUGGCUGGCCCGUUGCCUGCCGUCUGCUUAAGAGAAGAACUGGUGGAAUUUUACACAUUCAUCAAAACGUCACUUCACCUUUAGCGAGCGCGGCAGCUUUCCAGUCGAUCAAGCCCGACACCAGCCGGAGCGUUUCUGGGAAGAAAGCUGACAGAGCUGCGUGGACACUCUGGGCUGAUGAUGCAGCAAAUCACAUUGCCUCACUUUUACAGGAAAUUACUGCAGCACCUUGGAGGACCUCCAUCCUGCACAUUGAACAUGUUAAAUCAUAUGCACCUCGCGUUCACCAUGUUGUGUUGGAUUUGGAGUGCAGACCAGUCAACACUCUUUGAUUCAGGAAA
This is a messenger RNA of Synchiropus splendidus (mandarinfish), 1320 nucleotides long. RefSeq names its product tRNA methyltransferase 12 homolog (gene tyw2). Bases 82 to 1311 code for a protein of 409 amino acids. The transcript is spliced from 7 exons. Gene Ontology annotation, cellular component: cytoplasm. The record is from RefSeq and is a predicted model, not a curated record. Gene Ontology annotation, biological process: tRNA methylation. Gene Ontology annotation, molecular function: tRNA methyltransferase activity. NCBI's taxonomy places the organism in Eukaryota, Metazoa, Chordata, Actinopteri, Syngnathiformes, Callionymidae.